This is a messenger RNA of Budorcas taxicolor (takin), 489 nucleotides long. RefSeq names its product germinal center associated signaling and motility like (gene GCSAML). The record is from RefSeq and is a predicted model, not a curated record. The transcript has 5 exons. Bases 1 to 489 code for a protein of 162 amino acids. NCBI's taxonomy places the organism in Eukaryota, Metazoa, Chordata, Mammalia, Artiodactyla, Bovidae. Gene Ontology annotation, biological process: regulation of lymphocyte migration; regulation of B cell receptor signaling pathway.
AUGGAGUGUGCCUUGGAGGACUCUGCUGAGAGGGUGGAGAUAGCCCUGGAGGACAGAGGGCCUCCAGAGCAUGGAGGACCAGACUCUGGGCCCGAGAAAGAUCCCCAGGGCCAAGUUUGCUUGAAAGACAAUCAAAAGGAGCUUGGGAAGGUAAGCCCAGACGUGAAAAGAAAACGGCAGGAAGUGACUACAUUUGAGAUAGAAAAUCAAGGUCAAGAUAAGAAAAGUAAAGGUGUUCCAUUCACUUCUAAUCAGGAAAAUGAGAAUGUCAGUGGUUGUGAAGAAGUAUGCUACACUGUCAUUAAUCAUAGGCCCUAUCGGAGACCCUCCCUGAACUCCAGUGAUGAUGGUUAUGAGAACAUCACAAGGAGAGUGAGACCAUUAAGAGAAGGGCCAGAAACAGAAUAUGCCCUUCUCAAGAAACCUUGCACUAUCAGAUCUUCUUCCUGUACAGCUGAGAAUGAUUACGAAAUUGUGCUUCCUCACUAG